AUGGAAUCUCAUAGCAGAGUCAGUCAACUUACAGGGGAUCGAAUCAAUGGAGUUUCUCACCACAGUCAGCCUCGACCUCCAGUAUCUGGCACAGCCUCGCCACGUUCAGUCACCAGCCGAACAUCGUCAGCCCAGCACCUGCUCGACGCUGUUCAGGACGAGGCUACCUCUCAAGGAACUCCAAAACGCCUAGUGAAGACAUCAGUCCCAGAUGGCUCAGCUUCUGGGCGCCUCUUUCAUCCCGAGGCUUCACUUGUCCUGGUUGGGAUCAGGGCCUCUGGGAAGCGAUCCUUGGGUCUUAUUGCGGCCACUGCUCUCGGACGGCGAUUUGUUACCGAAGACCAUUAUUUCCAGACCGUCAACGGCGUUUCGAGACAAGACUACCUCAAAAUCCACGGCAGUGAGCAAUUUCAUCGCCAAGACAUUGAGACUUCCAAGCGCAUGCUGGACGACAAUAAGUACCGAUGUGUUAUUGACUGCGGCCUUGGAAGCCUCACAAGCGGACUCCAGGACUACUUGAGACGCUUCAGCCAGACCAACCCAGUGGUGUUCGUGCUCAGGGACAUGGAUCAGAUCAAGGCAAUUCUCAGCCUGGACGAUCGGGCUGCAAAGUUGCUCGAGCAUGGAAACCUUACCCAUCGAAAAUGCUCCAAUUUCGAGUUCUAUAACUUGGAAGAUGAUUCUCUGCACGGGUCUGCCGAUGUUGAAAUGGCAGAUCGUGCGUCUCCAAACUACUCUUUCAAACUCAGAAAUACUCAGGCCGAUUUUUCAGCUUUUGUUCGAUUCAUCACCGGUUGUUCUUUGAGUGAUCCCACACUGAUAUCUCCGUUUUGCCUGGAUGACUCUGUCGAAUUGCGGUCUUACACUCAUGCACUUCUCUUACGGGUCUCAGACUUCGCCGACGGACGAGUGGAUUUUGGCUCUCUUGAGGCUGCCGGCGAUGUCUUGGAGAUCUAUGUUGACCAGUGGCAGUCAAAUACGACAAAGGUGCUCAGCAAGAUGGUAGCGACCGCCAGGAGAGCCUUGGCCAUACCUAUUCUCCUGUCAGCCGGUCGCAGACUGUCCGAAUCCCAGGCUACGGAGACGUAUGUAGCGGCUCUAAUGCACGGUUUUCGACUAGGAGUGCAGUACAUUUCUGUUGAUCUUGACCUGGAUCCCGGCCAGAUUGACCGUCUCAGAGUCAUCAAGGGUUACACCAAAAUAAUUGGCAACUAUACCAACUACCCGUCCAAUGAAAAUGGCUGGAAGGACACGAACUUGAGGCAUAUGUACAACAGAGCACUUGAUUUCAAAUUUGAAAUGGUCCGUAUUCUCAAUGUUCCGGCAUCUCGCCAGGAGAAUGAAGCGGCGAUAUGGUUCGCCCAGCAACUGAAAGAACUUCCCGGACCUCGACUCAUCGCGAUAAUAUACAAUGUUGGAUUCCUGGGUCGGACAUCACAAAUCAUGAACCCUGUAUUGACAACAGUUACUCAUCCCAGCCUUCCCGAGACUGAAGCAAAUCACGAAUAUGUCUUCUGGCCUCUGCUAUCUUCCAAGCAGAUCGUCGGUGCUCUGUUCGAUAGUUGCGUCUUCGAUUCUCUCCAAUUCUAUAUUAUCGGAGCCAACGUCUCGGGAUCUUUGUCACCGGCGAUGCACAACGCUGCAUACAGCUUCCUUGGCCUGAAACAUCGUUACAGCACGAAACAAAUCACGAACUGGACGGAUAUCGAAGAGCUUGCCAAGGAUGAAGCUUUGGGCGGUUUGAGUGUGGUGCAACCCUACAAGGUCAAGCUUGUGCCUCACAUGCAUGCCCUUAGUGGACACGCCAAAGCUAUAGGGGCUGUGAACACACUGAUUCCUCUCCGGAAACAAGCUGCGGGCUUUACAUCUUCGCUAGCCAAACAAGCCCAGCUUAGGAAUCGCGCAGGGACAAUCAUCGGCUGGUUCGGGGACAACACUGAUUUUAUAGGCAUCAUGAACUGUGUCAGCCGAAACCUAUCUCCACGCAAUGCAAUCCACCCAAAGACCACCAGCCUAGUGAUUGGUGCUGGAGGUAUGGCAAGAGCUGCGGUCUAUGCUAUGCUGCAAAUUGGCUGCAAGCACAUAUUUGUAUACAACAGGACUGUCUCAAAUACCCGAACUCUAGCUCGCCACUUUAAUGACUGGGCUCAGUCUCAGCAAAACGGAGUUGCAUCAGCGGCCGCGGAACCAGUCAAAGUCAUCGAAUAUACCACCGACCCCUGGCCUACAGAUUUUGCGCCUCCGACUAUAGUAGUGUCAUGUGUCACUCGUGAGCUCCUUGAAGGAAAUCCAGGCGCGGAUUUCGAGAUGCCAGAGCAGUGGAUGCAAUCACCAAGUGGUGGUGUUGUUGUCGAAAUGGCAUAUAUGACGAAAGAGACACCUCUGAUCAGGCAGAUCAAACGAUUUCGAGAGUCAACAAAGAGACCCUGGGUCUUGGUUGAUGGUAUCGAAGCCCUAAUCGAGCAAGCUAUUGGUCAAUUCGAAUCAAUGACUGGAAGGAAAGCGCCAAAGCGUUGCAUGGCAGACGCCGCCCAUGCCUCGAUUCGCAAGAACGCAUCCUAUCUGGUUGACGGGGAGGAGUUCUCUACAUAA
Molecule: messenger RNA, 2592 nt
Organism: Fonsecaea multimorphosa CBS 102226
Lineage: Eukaryota; Fungi; Ascomycota; Eurotiomycetes; Chaetothyriales; Herpotrichiellaceae
Exons: 1
Coding region: 1-2592 (863 amino acids)
Biological process (GO): chorismate biosynthetic process
Molecular function (GO): shikimate 3-dehydrogenase (NADP+) activity; 3-phosphoshikimate 1-carboxyvinyltransferase activity; 3-dehydroquinate dehydratase activity
Source: RefSeq, a predicted model, not a curated record